Messenger RNA from Rubroshorea leprosula, 630 nucleotides. The record is from the annotation of a GenBank genome assembly. NCBI's taxonomy places the organism in Eukaryota, Viridiplantae, Streptophyta, Magnoliopsida, Malvales, Dipterocarpaceae.
GAAGAAUUAUUCUAGUUUUGAAGGCUAUUAAACAUCAAUCCUUAUCGUUAAUAGCGCUUCCAAUGUAGCCUUAAUGGACUUAGCUGGCCCGAAACAGCAAACAUCGAAGACGUUUUGAUGGUGUAUGCUUCUGUUGUUCUGCGUUCUUAUGCUAUAAAAAAACUACAAGAAACUACCCCGCGAUGGCUCGAUCAAUUUCUACUUCAGCGAACGAUUUCCCACCUAGGUUUGUGCCCCUGAUUUACUGGGUUUGCUUUCUGAAGAUAACAGUUUCUGCCAUGGGCAAUGAAGAUUUUGCGCUUGAUUCCAUGGUCUAUGACUCUAAUUUAAGGCUCAUACCAAACCAAAAGGAUGGAGAAGAGGAAAUUUACACAAGGGAUGCCUUUACUAUUCUUCUGCUAUCAAAUCCAAGUUGAAGAAUCCCACUGGCGUCAGCAAUCUCAUUCGUUUCGGCGGAGCGGGUUUUGAAGCAAGCAUCCAUCUCCAUUUGGAUCAUUGAUGUGCAAGCAGAGGGUAUUCUCAUUCAGAGGAAUGCAGGUGGCCCCUUUCUCAUGCACACCAACUGUUCCGCAUGUGGCCCGUGUGAGUUAUAGUUGGUUUUAUUACUAGGAAUACAUACUGGGAAUUAGU